Saccostrea cuccullata (small rock oyster) is the source of this 1063-nucleotide messenger RNA. RefSeq lists its product as uncharacterized. The record is from RefSeq and is a predicted model, not a curated record. The transcript has 4 exons. NCBI's taxonomy places the organism in Eukaryota, Metazoa, Mollusca, Bivalvia, Ostreida, Ostreidae. The annotation marks the transcript as partial.
AUGGCUGACGUGGAGGCUCCGGGCGCGGCGGAGCGGGGCUGCGUGGCGGUGAAGGUGCCAGCCUCUUCCUCACCGUCAUCGGUAUCGGGUUGGACUCCGGGGGGACUCCCUCUGCAAGAGAUAUCGCAGGCACAAGGACACCGCAACGAAAAUAACCAGUGCCAAGGCCGAAACCACCAUGUCACGACAACUAUCACAGCAAUGGAUUUCGAGCUUGGCUCUCCGCUAGAUAAUGACACUGCAGACACACACAAAUUCGUAAAAAACUUGCGCAAUCCAAAUACCGUUAGGAAAACAAAUUCAAAUGUUAAUAUUUUUCGAAACUGGUUGAGAGGUAAAAACGAGAGCAGGCCCAUAGUUGACUUAGAGGUGAUCGUCUUAGAUAAAUACCUGGCUGUGUUUUUUAUGACGGCAAAGAAACAAGAUGAUAGUGAAUAUGAGCCAGAGACAUUGAAAAGUGUGCAGUCAAGUAUAAACAGGUAUCUAAAGCAGAAUAAUAGACAUAUAAACAUUAUUGAGGACAAGGAGUUUUCUCAUUCGAGAGAAGUAGUGGCUUCCAAAAUGAAAUUAUUAAGACAACAAGGAAAAGGAAACAAGUCAAGGCAAGCAGAUCCUCUGACAAGUGAAGAAAUCGACAUCUUAUAUGAAAGAAAUCUCUUGGGGAAAGGAAAUCCCAAAGCAGUGAUAAAUACGUUGUAUAUCAACAAUACACUACAUUUUGGUAUGAGAUCAAGACUGGAGCACUCAAAUUUGAGGUGGGGAGAUGUUCAAGUCAAAAUUGAUACUUCAGGACAGAAAUUCUUAGAAUUUACAGAACGUGCUACAAAGACAAGAAAUGGUGUUGUUGGGGGAUCGAGGCCAUAUGCUCCAAAGAUGUAUGAAGACAAAGACAAUCCCAGGUGUCCUGUUGCUAUGUAUGAGUUUUAUGCUGAAAAACGACCCCAGACAAUGUUGAAAAAGGAAGAUCCAUUCUACUUAGGAGUCCAUAGAAACUGGGCUGAAAAAACUGUUUGGUAUGUGUCUCAGGCUCUUGGAAAGAACUCAUUAGGGUGCCUUGUAAAAA